This is a messenger RNA of Geodia barretti, 1112 nucleotides long. Lineage: Eukaryota; Metazoa; Porifera; Demospongiae; Tetractinellida; Geodiidae. The record is from the annotation of a GenBank genome assembly.
ACCCCGCCCAUCUUAUCUCCGCAGAAAAUGGCCGAUCUGGAGGGAGCGAAGGGGAGGCUAGUGGAGGCGUUGAAGGAGAGGACCGCUCGCUACUGGGAGCUCAUGAAGAGCUGGUACAGAAGAAGGAUCGCCAAGGAAGAUUUUGACACGAAGGCUCGAGGUUUCCUGGGGGACGAUAACGUCCAUCUCCACAACGAGUUUCUGUUCGCCAUCUUGGUCAAAUGUCAGACUGGACUCCAACCACCAGAGGUAAGAGAUUCUCGAUCUGCGGUUGCAAGUGAGCCCCCCAGCUCUCAGCGACAGUCUGUCACGCCGAGCCCUCACCCUCCACCCCCACUCCCUCCUCCUCCACCUCCUCCUCCUCCUCUCACUGCCUCCAAGCCACGCCCCAAACGACAGCGUGUUGUCAGUCCUCCACUGGAGCCCAUUCCGUACGGAGCACUCGACGUCCGUCAGUACCAGAAACCACCAACAGUGCAGGUGGUAGGAAGAGACCUGGACACCUUGCUACUCUGUUCACACGAACUCCUCCUGCCAGACAGACCCACCCUCCACACUCGCAUGCUUCUGCUGGCCUGGGAAGCUGGGCUGGACGGAGUCAGUGAAGAGGCAGCUGACCUUCUGCUGCUCGCUCUAGAGAACCAUCUCAAGAAUGUACUACAGACCCUAAUUGCCCACAUGAGCACUUGGCAAACAAGAACAGGCGGACAGUUUCAGCACUCGUUUGGGAAUAGUUCUAGUGGGUGUGGCCUCACUCGGUCUCGUUGUGUCCCCGAGUGUCGAUACGAGGGAGACAGGAGAGAGGCUGUGUCUGCCAUGUUGGCAGCUCAGAGCACUCUGUCAGCUGAUGAGGGCAAGCCAAUCUCUCUCUUCCACUUCAGAGAUGCUCUAAUGUUGAACAGGUCUAGUAUCCCGGUGCAUUCUCUGCUGGUGUGUAACAUGGAGAGGGCCUUGGCUGGGAUGUGGCACCCAGAGCUGGAGGAGGAGAGACAGAGACAAGAGGUGGAGCACUGGAACAGAACUCACUCUCUCCAGACCGGCAACGCUCCCUCUCUUUAACCCUCGGAGCGCAUGCGCAGCGGAGGCGCGAGCCGCGAGGAUCCAUCAUGCCC